AUGUUUUUAUCAAUCAGAUACGGAUACUUAACAAACACCCGAGUAAAGUUUGUGGUAGUCCUCUCUGUUCCUGAUGCAGUAAUAAAAAACAGUGAUAUGAAAAAUAAAUCAAUUGUUAGUAAAAGAUUUGUUGGUGCUAUUGAUGCCAUUGGAAAAAUGGCCGGUGAUGAAGUUGGUAGCAGUAGUUCAUAA
Molecule: messenger RNA, 192 nt
Organism: Racocetra persica
Lineage: Eukaryota; Fungi; Glomeromycota; Glomeromycetes; Diversisporales; Gigasporaceae
Source: the annotation of a GenBank genome assembly